CGUCAUCAAACUGCGACACCGGAUACGCUAUCCCAAAAUGCCAACCGUCAUAUAAAAUCCACAGAAGAAGCCAUCCCCAAAAUUAACGAACGUUUACCAAAAAAUCUGUAGCUAUAAGAGUGACAGAAUUAGCUAAUAAACUUAUUUUAUACAAAUCAAGGACUGUCUGUUCUCAGUACAAAACAUAAGAAGCAACUCUUGAAAUAGCGUUAUCCGCGUCAGAGGAGGAAAAACGUGUCUGUUUCAUCAGCUCGAGAAAGAUAACGUUACAUGGUAGUUAGCUAGUGUAGCUACAUUAGUUGUCAACAAUAAUCCGCCUGGCAUUUAGUAGGUUAGCUGCCUAGAAAGUUUAAUCUGUUCAAAGGUGUCAUCAGGCCUGCUUCCUGCUUUUUUUGUGUCGACUUGUUUGACAGAAUGGACAAAGAUGAGCUGGUGGAGUACUUCAGGACACAAGUGAGACAGGACCCUGAGGUGCCCUCUGCUGUGGCAGCUAUCCGCACUCUCCUGGAGUUCCUCAAAAGAGACCAAAGUGAGACCAUCCUGGGCCUGAGAGAGAACCUGACCCAGACCAUUGGGCGUCUGGAGGAGGCUGACUCCUCUGUGGCUGUCUCGUCUGGUGGUGAACUGUUCCUCCGCUUCAUCAGCCUCACGUCGCUGGAGCACCCUGAUCUUUCUCAAUGCAAGAAAGUGAUGGUAGAGAGAGGAGAGCUCUUUCUUAAGAAAAUCUCCCUUUCCAGGAGUAAAGUAGCAAAACUCUGCCAUACCUUUAUCAAGGAUGGAGCUAAAAUACUGACACACUCCUCCUCCCGGGUGGUUCUUAAGGUACUGGAGAGUGCAGCAGCCGACAAGAAACGCUUCACUGUCUAUGUCACUGAGUCACAACCAGACUCUGCAGGACAAAAAAUGGCUGACAAAUUACGGAAACUAAACAUUCCGGUCACAGUGGUUCUUGAUGCUGCAGUGGGGUAUAUCAUGGAAAAGGUGGACCUGGUGAUAGUGGGUGCAGAGGGAGUGGUGGAAAGUGGCGGCAUUAUCAAUAAGAUUGGCACCUAUCAACUGGCUGUGUGCUCCAAGGCUCACAACAAGCCUUUCUACGUUGUGGCAGAAAGCUUCAAAUUCGUCCGACUCUACCCUCUAAAUCAGCAAGAUGUCCCAGAACGAUUUAAGUAUAAAGCAGACACACUGAAGGCAGUGGAAGACCUAGCAGAAGAACACCCCAUGAUUGACUACACACCGCCAUCGCUGAUUACUCUUCUUUUCACAGACCUGGGGGUUCUCACUCCUUCAGCAGUCAGUGAUGAACUUAUUAAGCUGUACUUGUAAACCACCACUAGAAUACUGACAAUAAACACCAUCAAAUGGAUGAACUUGAUGCAGAUAUGAACAAGUGAA
Messenger RNA from Coregonus clupeaformis (lake whitefish), 1392 nucleotides. RefSeq names its product translation initiation factor eIF-2B subunit alpha. The transcript is spliced from 9 exons. Gene Ontology annotation, molecular function: translation initiation factor activity; guanyl-nucleotide exchange factor activity. The record is from RefSeq and is a predicted model, not a curated record. The coding region runs from base 415 to 1323 and encodes 302 amino acids. Gene Ontology annotation, cellular component: eukaryotic translation initiation factor 2B complex. NCBI's taxonomy places the organism in Eukaryota, Metazoa, Chordata, Actinopteri, Salmoniformes, Salmonidae. Gene Ontology annotation, biological process: translational initiation.